Messenger RNA from Guillardia theta CCMP2712, 1044 nucleotides. RefSeq lists its product as hypothetical. The transcript has a single exon. NCBI's taxonomy places the organism in Eukaryota, Cryptophyceae, Pyrenomonadales, Geminigeraceae. Bases 1 to 1044 code for a protein of 347 amino acids. The record is from RefSeq and is a predicted model, not a curated record.
AUGAAGGAGAUGGCAGGAAAUGAGGGCAGGGGAAGGGGAGCAGGAGCAGGGAGAGGAGGAGAAGAAGGAGCAGGAGCAGGAGCAGGAGCAGGAGCAGGAGCCAAGAGCAGGAAGGUGGUGCCGCGAACGGACAAAACUUUGUUGGACAUGCGCUUGCGAGAUAUCGAACGGCUGUUGUCAUGUGAAUCAUCGAUCAAUGUGUAUGAGGCGCGGCUCAGAAUGACACCACAAGAGAAGAAAGAAAUAAGAAAUACGGUAGAAGAGCUUUGCUCCCAUCCUAGGAGGUUCUUUGUCAAGUUCGCAGACGAAGGCGCGAGGAUUUCUUCAGAUACUUUUGUUCAGUUUUUGACCGCUUUGCAACUUUAUCCACGAUUGCUGACUGGAGAGGACCUGUGCGAGCUGUUUGAGAAGCUCAUCGGGCUGCGAGGCUGCUUCUACUCCAUGCACAUGCUGGACUUUGAGGAGCUCAAGAGGGCGUUGCACAUAAUCUCCGAGACACUCCAGCUGAACGCUCGCUGCUUCGUGGCAGACACGUCGUUCCUGACGCAGACGAGGACGACGCUGUCUCGUGUGAUGGACAGCAAGCUCCUCUUCCAUCGGUACUCGGGAUGCUGCAGGAGCCACGAGCCGCGGGUGAGGGAGAAGCCGAUGAAGCUCCGCCAGGACGAGUUUGCCAUGAUGAUGGUCGACCUGCGGGUUGUGCCAGAGUCGCUAAAUGAGGAGGAGGUCUUGGAGAUCUUUCUGCGCGUUUGGAGGGAGAGGAAUGGAGGAGCGAUGGUGGAGGAGAGCGUCAAGCUGCUGGACUUCGAAGGUUACGUGGCGAGCAUCCACGAAGUUGCUAAGCUACUUGGUGUCGACCUCGGCGACGAGAAAGAGGGAGGAGAGAAGGAAGCGGUGAAAGAUGAGAGGGAGGGAGGGAGGGAGGGAGCAAGAAAAGGAGGGAGGAGAGAAACAGGACAAGAGGAGAAGGCAAGAGGGAAGGGACACUCGAGGGAGAGGAAGGAAGAAGGGAAGGGUGCGGUGAUGGACGAGAAGGACAGAUGA